This is a messenger RNA of Silurus meridionalis, 2093 nucleotides long. It is a transcript of the gene lhx5, whose product is annotated as LIM homeobox 5. Gene Ontology annotation, cellular component: nucleus. Gene Ontology annotation, biological process: neuron differentiation; regulation of transcription by RNA polymerase II. The transcript is spliced from 5 exons. The coding region runs from base 323 to 1453 and encodes 376 amino acids. Gene Ontology annotation, molecular function: RNA polymerase II transcription regulatory region sequence-specific DNA binding; DNA-binding transcription factor activity, RNA polymerase II-specific. Lineage: Eukaryota; Metazoa; Chordata; Actinopteri; Siluriformes; Siluridae. The record is from RefSeq and is a predicted model, not a curated record.
CGCACAGAGAAGACGGGACGGACAAUAUAUCUAUAUAUGCAUUUAAUUGUAAAUGCAAAAAAAGAGUGAAUCAAGAUUUUUUUUGUUUUUGCAAACGAAAAUUUGUUUGUUGUUCAUGUUUUUUCUAUUUUUAUUUUGGUGAUUCCGUUUUUAUGGCUCCUGAUGUCUGGAUGCCUACAGAAAUAACGCACAGGACCAAAAGUGUGCCGGUUGGUGAAUUCUAGUAGGACAAGGAAAAUCUGAUUAUUGCUUUUUUCUGAAAACACUUCAUAAAUAGAUAGUCAAGCUGCCGGUCCGCGUGGCUCGCGGGAAGCUCGACGCGAUGAUGGUGCACUGCGCCGGGUGCGCGAGGCCCAUCUUGGACCGCUUUCUACUGAACGUGCUGGACCGCGCGUGGCACACCGAGUGUGUGCAGUGCUGCGAGUGUAGCUGCAACCUCACCGAGAAGUGCUUCUCCAGGGACGGCAAACUUUACUGCAAAAUAGACUUUUUCAGGCGUUUUGGCACCAAGUGUGCUGGCUGUUUUCAGGGCAUUUCACCGAGCGACCUGGUGCGUAAGGCGCGCAGUAAAGUGUUUCACUUGAACUGCUUCACGUGCAUGGUGUGUAACAAGCAGCUGUCUACGGGCGAGGAGCUCUACGUCAUCGACGAGAACAAGUUCGUGUGCAAGGAGGACUACGUGAGCGCGAGCGCCAUCCGUGAGGUCAACCUGAAUUCAGUGUCGUCAUGCACCGAUCGCAGCCUGUCGCCCGACCUGCCUGAGCCGAACGCGGACGACCCGAAAGAGACGGACAACUCGACGUGCUCGGACAAGGACACGAACGCGAACGAGAGCGAGGAGCAAAGCGCGUGCCAAAAGCGCCGCGGCCCGCGCACCACCAUCAAGGCCAAGCAGCUGGAGACGCUCAAGGCGGCGUUCGUGGCCACGCCGAAACCCACACGCCACAUCCGAGAGCAGCUCGCGCAGGAGACCGGCCUCAACAUGCGAGUCAUCCAGGUCUGGUUUCAGAACAGACGGUCAAAGGAACGCAGGAUGAAGCAGCUCAGUGCCCUCGGCGCCCGGCGCCAUGCUUUUUUCAGAGGACCGAGAAGGAUGAGGCCGCUGGGCAGCCGACUCGACGAGCCUGAUCUCCUUGGCCCUGGGGGAUACGGCUACUAUGGAGAGUAUCAGGGUGAUUACUAUGGCACAGGUGUCAACUAUGACUUCUUUCCUCAUGGUCCACCCUCAUCUCAGGCCCAAUCUCCUGCGGAGGCACCCUUCCUGCUCAGCUCGGGCUCCGGAGACGACCAACGCUUCACAGACGUGAUGUCACACGAUGACACGCCAAGCCCAGAAUUGCACCCAAACGCACAGGGUGAAGGCGGAUUUGGGACAGGACCCAGUCCACCAUACCCACUGGCCAACAAUGCCAACUACACUGGGCAAGAGAUGGGUGAAAAUACCGUAUGGUAGUGGCGGUUGGGGUUUCUGGACAGAUAAAUAAGGGGCAAAAUUGGAUGUGGUGCAGGACACAAGACUGGAAGUUUAGCACCAUCCAAUCCCUAAAGAAAUCCCACAAACCACAUUGGCUCGAUUUGCUCCAGUUUCCAGAGGCGCUCUUCUGAGCAGGAUGAAAACAUGUUUCAAGGUCAUGACAUACAGGAAACAAAACUGUCAUGUGGCUCAAAUGUUCCAAGGACGUCAUGUUCUUUCUUUGCUCACAAUUUCUUCAUUCACUUUCUGCAGACCACAGACAAACACUGGAACACUGGAAUUCUUUCUGCCACCAUUGGUUUUUGCAUGGACUCUGUUUGAUGGUAUGGCAUCAGGCAUAUUAGGGCUCAUACCUGUUUUGCUUUUGUUAUUAUUUACAGACAAGCAAAGGUUGUUGGUCUGUGCACAAAUGACUAGAAAACCAGUGGAUUUGUUCAGACAUUUGGAAUAUAUUGGGAAUUGGGUAGUGAACUCUAAACCUAAGCCCACUCCAGUUUGGUUUAAUUCUUUGUCAAAGAUCAUCUAAUUUGACUGCUUUUUUCCCCCCCACCAUGUUUUAAAACUCUGAUCUGUUUUCAUUCAUUGAAAAACAAUAAACCUUUUGAUGAACAGAAUAUGA